GGGACUCUGCUGCACCUAAACAGACGGAGGGGUGAGGGCAUUGUGUUCAGUGUGUCAGUGCUGCAUCCACCCAGGAGGAGAGAGGAGGACAGGGCCACACCGCAGCUCUGACAGCCACAACAAACCCUCACAGGACGAAUCCGUCUGCAGCCGCAGCCGCAGCCGCAGCAGCAGCGCGCUCCUGGAGACCGGUGCUUCCUGCGCUCUGCGGCCGACAGGAGGAGACGCUGCGGGGGGAAGGACUCGCCCGAUCCGUCGGUGGCGGAAGGGACGUGAUAUGCACGAACCUCUCGUCGGUGUAAACCGGCACCGCAGCUGAAUACCCCCCAACCCCCACCCCCCCUUGUUUUUAUCCUAUUUUUUCCCCUGGAGGGAGGGAGUCAGGGUCCAGGGACAUUUACCCACCACCUGCAGAGACAUACGCCGAGAGACGCUGCAGCCAUGCCCGGGUUUGAUUACAAGUUUCUGGAGAAGCCAAAGAGACGCUUCCAGUGUCCGCUCUGCAGCAAGGCGAUGCGGGAGCCGGUCCAAGUGUCUACCUGUGGACACCGCUUCUGUGACACCUGCCUGCAAGAAUUCCUCAGUGAGGGUGUGUUCAAGUGUCCAGAGGAUCAGCUACCGCUGGACUAUGCCAAGAUCUACCCGGAUCCAGAGCUGGAGCAGCAGAUCCUGGCUCUGCCCAUCCGCUGCAUCCACAGUGAGGAAGGCUGCCGCUGGACCGGCCAGAUGAAGCAACUGCAGGCCCACUUCACCACCUGCGCCUUCAAUGUGAUUCCCUGCCCCAAUCGCUGCUCCGUCAAGCUGACGCGCCGCGACCUGCCCGACCACCUGCAGCACGACUGCCCCAAGCGCAAGGUCAAGUGCGAGUUCUGCGGCAGCGAGUUUACCGGUGAAGCCUACGAGAACCACCAGGGUGUGUGUCCUCAGGAGAGCGUUUACUGUGAGAACAAGUGUGGGGCGAGGAUGAUGCGCCGUCUGCUGUCCCAACACAGCCUGGCCGAGUGUCCCAAACGCACGCAGCCCUGCAAGUACUGUGGCAAGGAGUUUGUCUUUGACACAAUCCAGAACCACCAGUACCACUGCCCUCGGUUUCCUGUCCAGUGCCCAAACCAGUGCGGGACACCCAACAUCGCCCGAGAGGACCUGGCCAAUCACGUGAAGGACAACUGCGGCAGUGCACUCGUCCUCUGCCCCUUCAAAGACGCCGGCUGCAAACACAGGUGCCCCAAACUGGCCAUCGGUCGUCAUCUGGAAGACACCACUAAGUCUCACCUGACUAUGAUGUGUAACCUGGUGGGUCGUCAGCGGCAGGAGAUCCUGGAGCUGCGAAGGGAGAUGGAGGAGCUUUCCGUCAGUCACGAUGGCGUCCUCAUCUGGAAACUCAACGACUACACACGCAAGCUCCAGGAGGCCAAACUCCGAAGCAACCAUGAGUUCUUCAGCCCGCCCUUCUACACUCACCGUUACGGCUACAAGCUGCAGGUGUCUGCGUUCCUGAACGGCAACGGCAGCGGCGAGGGCUCCCACCUCUCCGUCUACAUCCGCGUGCUGCCCGGAGAGUACGACAGCCUGCUGGAGUGGCCCUUCUCCUACAAGGUGACUUUCUCCAUCAUGGACCAGAGCGACCCGUCGCUCUCCAAACCCCAGCACAUCACCGAGACCUUCAACCCCGACCCCAACUGGAAGAACUUCCAGAAACCCAGCAGCACCCGCAACUCGCUGGACGAGAGCACCCUGGGCUUCGGCUACCCCAAGUUCAUCUCGCACGAAGAGAUCAAGAAGAGGAACUACGUCCGAGACAACUGCAUCUUCGUCAAGGCUUCGAUAGAGAUCCCCCAGAAGAUAAUGGCUUAAGAUCUGACCUUUGUUUUUUCUUUGUAUGAAGGAGGAAGACAGGUUAAAGACUGGAACUGACACUUAACCUUGAAAUCUUCUACACACUCACCCUUUAGAUACUUUCUGCCCUUACAGCCUCUCUACCACUGAGCUUGACGCAAGUCUGUUUGGCCGUGUGAGCUGACUCAGAGGACUUCGAUGUAUCACAGAGGAUAAAGUGUUUGGUCUGCAGAACCAUCACUCUCUGCUUUCCUUUUUUUUAUUGUUUUUUCUUUAUCUGUUUGCUGACCUUUUAUCACAGUCUACAACACAAAGCCUUGGAAAUCAAACAGUGCCUAGAGAGUUUAUCUUAAGUUAUAUUUUUGUUGUUAUUUCUGCAGUACAGAUGUUAAAGAUUAUGGAGAAAAAAAAGAUAUAAAUUAAGGGUGAUCAGCUUCACUGAGCCUCAGCACUUAGAAUAGUGAGAAAGUCCGAGGCUGGCUAGAGACGUCCUGUUUUAUCUGGAGUGAUGUAAAGAGGGAGCUCAGCAGACUCAUGCUCAAGUCCAACUGCCUUUUGUUUACAUGCUCGUACAGUAUCCUCCCACUGAUCCUAACACACACACAGCCCUUGGUAAAGACGACUCGUAGGUUUGUGGUCACGCAGACGUAUAAAUCGAGGUUUUCAGAAGAGAAAGGUUGCGGGGGGGUUGGGUGAUUUUUGUAUUUUUAAAGGAAUGAUUCAGUCAUUUUUUUUGAUGAGUGUUAAAUGAGAAGAUCAACACCACUAUCGUAUUUGUCUGUUAAAAUAUGGCGCUACAGCCAGCAGUCAUUUCAUUUAUCUUAUCUUAGAUUAGCAUAGCAUAGCAUAGCAUAGCAUAACGACUGGAAUACAACACCCACACUGACAACAGGCUAGUUGUUUUGGUUUUUAUACAAACUCAACUUACAAUGCAAAACAUGUUAGCUAAUGAACUUUAGAGGUGCUGGAAGGCAGCGUUUUGUUACUUUUGUCCAGAGCCAUGCUAGCUGCUUCUUCGUUCCCUGUCUUUAUGCUAAGCUAAGCUAAAUGCCUGAUGGCUGUAGUUUCAGCGUAGAUUAACUUAGCGUAGCAUAAAGCCUAGAAACAGAGGGAAAAUCUCCAUUAUAGUACCACUGAAGCUAACUAAAUAACAUAUAGUUUGUUCCGUAUACAUUGAAAACCAACUUGCUGUAGUUUUUAUAUAGAUUCAACUAACAGGGUAUGACAGGUUAGCUAACGUACUUAAGACAUGCCGUUACCUUUGAACAGAGCCAUGCUAGCUGUUUCUCUCGGUAUCCAUUCUUUAUGCUAAGCUAAGCUUAGCCAAAUGCCUGCUGGCUGUAGCUUCACAUUUUAAAAUGAUUUGAUUUUAAAUGAUUUGAUUUAAAAUGCGCUUAUUCGCUGUCUUGCCAAGAGUUCGAUCGAUUGCAGUCUGGUGGCCGAACGCUCACUAAACACAGACUUCAUAUUGACGAGGAGUCGGAGAGAAAAAGCACCUUUCGUCGAUCUUUAGAUGAGCAGAGCAGACAAAGAUGCCAGUUGUCGGAGAACGCGUUUGCAUUUAAUAGUGAAGGAAAAGCCAUGUGGCCUUUUUAUACAGUAUGUCUUCGCAUGAGGGUGAGCAGGGCAACAUAAACACAUGCAUGCUUCAUGUGCAACCACCUGGACCACGUUUUUGUACUGUAACCUGUAUUCUUGAAACCCUCUCCCAUCGAUGGCUACUUUGUCUCUUGUUUUUGGACAGUUUGAAAGUUGACAAAUUGUCAAGGAGAAUUGAUUUUUUAAGGUUUUUUGUUUUUAUAUGGAGAAAAUGUGAACACAUUUGAUAAUGUAACCUAAAAACAGACAAUGAACACUUGGCUGUGAGGUGAAUUGUUGCCUGGGGAUGGACGGUGCACGGAAACUGUCUGAGAAGAUGGUUUGUGAAAUGGUCUCUGCAAAUAUGGGGGUGUCUCGGGACUGACUGCACCUUUCGUUGCUCAGUGACAAGGAAGUCGGUUUGAGGGAGCCGCCCCGUGCAUUACACCCGUCUCCAUCGCAGCAGAGGACGUUGAUGAUACAGUACACUCAUGAUGUAUGUGAAUACUUUGUAAAAAUGCAGAAGCACAUUCUGUCUUUUUAUUAUUAUUAUACAUGGACAAAUUCCUGAUUUCUUGUCAUAAUACCAGCUGAUAUUUUACAGUGAUUUAAAGAAGUGAGAAGAUUAAAAAAAAAAAACUUUUUGUAAGAUUCUGUAUUUUUCAAAAUACCUAGCUGUUUUAUACAAACACUUUUCGUUGGAGAGUCGGGUUGACUUUGGGAAUUUUCAGACCCUUUUGUCUCUUUGACAUUUGGAUAAUUUGUUUGUCCGUGUGGUUUGAGCCUCACAUAUUCUGUCUGUAUUAUUUCCUCUUAAAAGUAUUUAUUUUAAGGAGCCGUCAUGUGGGUUUGCACAGACGGCACAAAUGUUUUAAUAUGUUGACUGAUGAGUGCUUGUCAAUUUCUUCAUUGAAAUAAAAUACCAUAUAUUAUA
This is a messenger RNA of Hippoglossus stenolepis (Pacific halibut), 4348 nucleotides long. It is a transcript of the gene traf4a, whose product is annotated as tnf receptor-associated factor 4a. Gene Ontology annotation, biological process: signal transduction; activation of NF-kappaB-inducing kinase activity; positive regulation of JNK cascade. The transcript has 7 exons. Gene Ontology annotation, molecular function: protein binding; zinc ion binding. The record is from RefSeq and is a predicted model, not a curated record. Lineage: Eukaryota; Metazoa; Chordata; Actinopteri; Pleuronectiformes; Pleuronectidae. The coding region runs from base 442 to 1854 and encodes 470 amino acids.